UAACCACAAAUGGGUUUUAUUGUAUAUCUAGACAUCAAUCAUAUCACUAUACAAGUAGUAAUGGAUUAUUUUCAUAUGACAACGAAACAUUAAAUGCUAUAUUAUGUUUAUUUUGUGUGUGUAUAUAUAUUCAUUCAGUUUGUUAGUGUAUUCUAUUGAUCAACAUUUGGAGUAAAGUACGUGCAGAGUAUGAAAUGAGGAUGUUUCUGAGACAGUUUUCACGCGAGUUCGUUUACCUGUACACUGAAAUCACUAGAGCCUGUUUGGGAUAACAAUGUUUACAUAAUUAAUGCCGAUAAAGAAGAACAAUUAACUUGCCUUUGAUCUAUAUCUUAUGUGCAUGCACGCGCGCUUAUCGUAGCAGACGAAACAUUUAAGCGUUCUAUUCACACGUACUUGUGACAGUUGUGUUUUACUUUUUCAGGAUCAAAACGGAAAACAAUAUGAGCAGGAAAAAGUGAGAAAUGUGAUGUCUUUCAUUAAAAAAUCAUGGAAUACAAUGUUGUGACCUUAGUAACGGUUACCAUGGUAAUCAUGGUAACUAUGGACAGUGUCAGGGGUCAGGUUGACGACUAUUCAGACCCAAUUAGUUGUUACUAUUGUUUUGGACCGGCGGAAAACAGCUCGUGUGCUGAUCCGGUGAAUCCUAAAGAGGACAAGGGGAAAACCCUCACUGUAAUAGACUGUGAUAAUGGUAUUUGUUUAAAGUGGACGCAUUACUAUGGUGAUGUUCUCUAUAUGCAUAGAACUUGCUCUGAUAGAUUGAACGACUUCAGAAUAAUGAUGAUUGAUGGUGUAUGCCGGUCAGAACGUGAGGGCCAUGGCUACUUGUGUAUGUGUGGAAGACACUUGUGUAAUUCAGCUGAAAGUGACCAUACGGCGAGAAAACUUUACAUAUUACUAUCAGCAAUAUUGAUGGUUGUCAGUUUAACGAGAGGAAUGCCACUUUCGUUAUAAAACUUUAGUUUUAUGUGAAAAUCAAAAUGGAAAUCCGGUUAUUAUUUGGAUAUAUUUAAAGUACCAAAAUAAAUGAUCGUAAUUUCCUAUCAUUUAAUGGAACAGACCUUAUUUAAAUGGGAUCCAUUUGUCCAAUGUUUUAUUACAUUAAUAACCAAGUUUUCUAAGUCGGAAUGUGUCUUGCCAUUUUUAUGCAAUAUUGUAUGAAUUGUUAAACGAAAUAUGACAAUUGGGAGGAUGUGAAAGAAUGUUGUUAACAAUAAUCUACGAUUUUACGCCAAAUCUUAAUACCAACAAAACCUGAAUGUGGUUAUUACCAUAUAGUACAAAAUACAAAGUUCAAUGAAUAUAUAAAGUUAUAUAAGCAGUGAAAACACCACAUGGAAGAAUAUACGUCUUGUAU
This is a messenger RNA of Ruditapes philippinarum (Manila clam), 1360 nucleotides long. RefSeq names its product protein quiver-like. Bases 490 to 957 code for a protein of 155 amino acids. The record is from RefSeq and is a predicted model, not a curated record. Lineage: Eukaryota; Metazoa; Mollusca; Bivalvia; Venerida; Veneridae. Gene Ontology annotation, biological process: positive regulation of voltage-gated potassium channel activity; sleep; regulation of synaptic transmission, cholinergic. The transcript has 3 exons.